Messenger RNA from Penicillium roqueforti, 240 nucleotides. RefSeq names its product 60S ribosomal protein eL38. The coding region runs from base 1 to 240 and encodes 79 amino acids. The record is from RefSeq and is a predicted model, not a curated record. Gene Ontology annotation, cellular component: ribosome; cytosolic large ribosomal subunit. The transcript is spliced from 3 exons. NCBI's taxonomy places the organism in Eukaryota, Fungi, Ascomycota, Eurotiomycetes, Eurotiales, Aspergillaceae. Gene Ontology annotation, molecular function: structural constituent of ribosome. Gene Ontology annotation, biological process: translation; protein-RNA complex assembly.
AUGCCUGCCGAAGUCUCCGAUAUCAAGCAGUUCAUUGAGAUCUGCCGCCGGAAGGAUGCCUCCUCCGCCCGCAUCAAGAAGAACGGCAAGAACCAGCAAACCAAGUUCAAGGUCCGCUGCCACCGCAACCUUUACACCCUUGUCUUGAAGGACUCCGAAAAGGCCGACAAGCUCAAGCAGAGUCUGCCCCCUGCCCUCAAGGUCGUCGAUGUCUCCAAGGGCACCAAGAAGACCAACUAA